CUGAUCUCAGGCUGAGCCUCUAGGCAGGCUCCGCCCCACCCCCCGGGGAAGGAUCCAAGGAGGCUGGCGGCUGAGGCCUGCCAUCCCUAGCCCCAGUGGCUACUCUGUGCCAACUCAAAGUCACCUUUGCUCCAACUAUUCAGCUGGCUGGACCCAGCCAGCCAAGGACGCCCUCCCACUUGGCCCAGCGGGAUCCAGGAACUGGUCCCUAUUGGGCAAUCAUUAAUCGGAUUCUUGACAUUCCUGGGCCUGGGUCAGCCUGAGAAGCAUGCUCCCCAGAGAAGCAGAGGCCCAGGACUGGCAUUUGGACAUGCAGCUGACGGGCAAGGUAGUGCUGUCCGCUGUUGUGCUGCUCCUGGUGACAGCGGCCUACGGACUGUACAAGUCCAGGCCUGCCCGGGCGCCGCAGAAGGGUGGGAACACCGAGGCCAACGCUGAGAAGGAAGCAGAGGGCUCAGGGCAGCCUGCCGUCCAGAGUGCUUCUCCAGGAACACUCCAGAGGCGGCCAAGACGCCAGAGGGCCAGCCACGGGGCUGGAGCCCCAUUGGGCUGCAGCUGGAAGGACCCGGGAGGACCCUGCGUCCCAUUGCCGGGAGCAACUUGCAGAGACAGGAAGCCCGCAAUUAAAGGUGGACAGUGCUUGGGCUCUGAGCAGGUGCCUCCUUGCUGCUGCGGCCAGGAAGCUGGAGCAGCUGUUGGCGGUAAGCCCACCCCUCCCUGCAGCUCUUCAGCUGGACUUGCCGCGGCAGUGGACGGCAGCUGUGUGGGUGGUGAACCUGCUGCAUGGCCAGACAGCGGACUCCCAGAGCAACCAGAGCCAGGGGAACUAGGACCCACUCACAGCUGGGCGGCCCCCACGGAAGGCGGCAGUGACAUGAACCAGAAAUGGGUCUUCAGCCACGUGACAGAGGUGAACAGGGAAGAGACCAGGACCCUCCAGGCUACCUCAGACAUGGGCCUGGCCGUGCAGCAGCAGGAGGGAGCCACCAAUGCUUCCUACACCUUCUCAUCCAUGGCGCGGGUCCGAAUGGAAGAGAAUUUCAUACAGAAGGCAGAGGCGCCAGGGCCCCAGCUGAAGGGCAAGGUAUAUGAUUACUAUGUGGAAUCCACUUCCCAGGCCACAUCCAAGCGGGCCUCCAGGACAGCAGCUCUGGCUGAAUCUGCCUCCCCUGGGCCAGUGCUAGAGCCCCUGGGAAGAGGAGCAUCCUCCAGGGGCCAAGCUAGUGAUACAGAAGAUGGGGCCAAAGCAUGGGCCUCCCCACAGCUGGAGCUGUCACCCUCUGCACAUGGCUUCAGCAGGAAGGAGAGUCUCCUGCAGAUCGCAGAGAACCCAGAGCUCCAGCUCCAGCCCGACAGCUUUGGGGCACCUGCUCCAGCUCAUCCAGACCAGGGAACCCUGCCGAGUUCAUCCGCGUGCGGUGGGGAAUCCCACAUACAGCUGGUGGCUAUGACCAAUAUCUUCCACAUCCCGCUCAGCCCUGCUUCCACCCUGGACAUCUGCCUGGAUCUGGGCAAUUGCUAUGAGGUGCUGACCUUGGCCAAGAGGCGGGACCUGGAGGCCCUCAAGGAGGCAGCCUACAAGGUGAUGAGCGACAACUACCUCCAGGUGCUCCGCAGUCCGGACAUCUACGGGUGCCUGAGUGGUGCAGAGCGGGAACUGAUCCUCCAGCGACGGCUCCUUGGCCGCAAGUGCCUGGUGGUGGCUGACAUGUGCCCCCAGGAAGACUGUAGCCGCCUCUGUUGCUAUGACGAAGAACAGGAUGCCUGGUACCCACUGGCCCAGCUGCCCCCUGAGGCUGUGUCCCGGGGAUGUGCUGUCUGCAGCCUCUUCAAUUAUCUCUUUGUGGUGUCUGGUUGCCAGGGGCCCGGGCACCAGCCCUCCAACCGUGUCUUCUGCUACAACCCACUGACAGGGAUCUGGAGUGAGGUGAGUUCCCUGAACCAGGCCCGGCCUCACUGCCAGCUGGUAGCCCUGGAUGGCCACCUGUAUGCCAUUGGGGGAGAGUGUCUGAACACAGUGGAGCGUUAUGACCCUCGCCUGGACCACUGGACCUUUGCCCCACCACUCCCCAAUGACACUUUUGCCCUGGCGCACACGGCCACGGUGUGUGCCGAUGAGAUCUUUGUCACAGGCGGCACGCUGCGCUACCUGCUGCUCCGUUUCUCCGCCCAAGAUCAGCGCUGGUGGGCCAGCCCCACGGGCGGUAGCAAGGACCGCACGGCCGAGAUGGUGGCUGUCAACGGCUUCCUGUACCGCUUUGAUCUGAACCGCAGCCUGGGCAUCAGCGUGUACCGCUGUAGCGCCACCAUGCGGCUCUGGUACGAGUGCGCCACGUUCCGUUCGCCUUACCCGGACGCCUUCCAGUGCGCCGUGGUGGACACCCGCGUCUACUGUGUGGGGCGCUACCGCACACUCUGCUUCCUGGCCGACCACGUCUCACCCAGGUUUGUGCCCAAGGAGCUGCAGCACUUCCCAUCUCCACGGGGCACCCUCCUGCCCACUGUCCUGACCCUGCCUGGCCCUGACGUGCUUCAGACCAGGGUCUAGCAGCCCCUUUGCCAGUCUCCCCAAGACAGAUCAGAAGGCAGAGCCCCAGCCCUGCCAAUCACUCUGGGAGAGCAGAAAUUUGGCCAUAAAGAGGGGAAUUUUAGCCCCACCUCCUCUGGCUUCGGGGUCCCAGAUGGGUCUUUCCCCUCUAUGGGCUGCAGAAGCCUGCUUCACAGAAUAGUGACGCUAGGGACCAGCCUUCCGAAGCAGAAGGUAUCACAUCUGCAUGGAUGAUCACCAUCUUGCUUCAGAUCUCAAAUCUUGAGGGCUACACCAGGACCCCAUUGAAGCUUAGCUUAUCCAACCACAGCUCUAGGUGUCCUCAGAGGCCCCUCAACCUAUCCCUCUGGAGAUGGGCCAGGCCUCUGUGAGCCUCCAGGCCCCUUCCUAAACAUGAGUCACUGGGCCCCACCUUUAAUGUACCCAGAAGCACCUGGGGCACAGGUGGGAAAAGUUGGGGGGGGGGGUUAGGCAGGACUGGAAAGAGCUGGGGGUUCAGGCAGAAGGAGAGAGGGUUGAAGCUGUUGAUCGGCUGAAGUUGCAGGUGCCCACAGUCCUCUCGUCUGCAGAGUAAAUUUACCCAACCCUAUUUCUUCUUGUUCCUGGAAUUCUGUAUACUGGAAGGAAGAGAAACUAACCAUCUUCUUAUAGAGGUCUACUCAGAAUAUGAUCGAUUCUGUAAAGAACAAAGUCUCAGGAAAGGGAAGAGCUGACGUGAUUCAAAGCCACCUUCUUCCUAGACCCCUGCUCAUAUCCGCUGUUCCCUGACUGCAGCAUUCUUGCCCCGGACCUCUGAAUCCUUUAGGUGACCAGCCUCUGUCUGGAAGUGAGGAAGCCACUACCUGUCAGUGUUUCAGGACUGGGGAGAGGGCACAGCAGGACGGCCCCCCCUCCGCCAUGUGGUCACCUGAUUAGGCUCGUCGGUCAAGGGAGGACCAGGGAGGGCCCGAUCUAUCAUAGAGCUGCAGAGCUGGAGGGUUCUGCUGGAGCAUCCAGAGAUUCCUUUCGCAUCAGCUUUGGUAAAUUCUGAACGGUACCCAUUCUUCCCAGAAGGAAGGGAGACGGGUUGGUCCACUCUACCCCCAUAGCCCUUAUUCCCUCUCUGAGAGACAAAGAUCUUGGCCCCAGCCUGGAGCAGGGGACAUGGGACAGGGCCUGACAGAUGAGAAGAUAGCAAUGCCUUGGAUCUCAGUGUUCUGCAGAGUUCUUCCCAAAUUGCAGGUGGUCCCAGCAGGAGCUCAGGCCCACUGUAGAUGUUGGGCUGGGGCUGGAGUCUUUUGAGAAGAUGCAGAAUGAGAGCACAGAAUGGGAAAGAGGUUGGAAUGGAGAUGAGAAGAAAGCUUUUAUUGGAUCACACAGGCCACCGUCCCUAGUCUAGGGCAUGGGAAGAUGAGACAGCUAAAUUUAUUCCUAAAUUGGAGACUGGGAAGGAAAGCCAGCUGGGACCAUAGCUGGGCCCUGGGGAGAGAAAUACUCAGGCAUGGGCCUCCGAGGGGUAGGAGCAGGAAGGAUGCUUUCAGUGAUGAGACUCAAAGGAGACACUGACAUUGUGAUUUCAAGUAGAGGAGGGUGUGCUUGGGAGGCAAAGCCCAUCAGGAAGCUGGAGCAGCUGGACCCAAGCCCAGGCCAAAGGAAGGCCUCUGGUGAGCAGCAGGAGAAGGAGAAGCUGGGUAAAGUUCAGGAAAGGUUCCAGACCCAGGAAGGACAAGGGAACACUCUAGGUACACAUUUGGAAGCCCAUUGCAUACCAUAGGUGGGGACCACAGAGAUGACUGCCAGAGGAAGGCAGCAAAAUUUGUUCCAGCCCCCAGUUAACAGUGGGUGUGACUGUCAUGGUGAGGGGGAGAGCUGAGAUUAGGCUGGUUUGAGAUGACAGGUACACAGUACAGCUAAUCUACUUCCCUUAUGAUCCCAUGGCAGACAUCACUAAUCAAUGGCCUAUCUUUUCGAGUCCUUAUAAUGACCUCAAACUAUUCCCACCCAGUGUGCCAGAGGUCAUAGUCAUUACCAAUAGAUCAGAGCUGGUGUACUUAUAAUCACUGAUCUGGGUCUCUGGAGCUAGGUUUAGGAAUGGAAAUGUUCAGGACAUCAGAGUGAAGCAAGGUAGCUCUGGAAACCUGAAAAGACCCUCAAGGGGCGUGAUGCCAGGAUCCAUCCAAUCACUGGUGAAAUAAGCAUUUAUAGACUAUUUGGGCCAGGCACUGUUGUAGGGACUGGUGAUAUAGCAGAUCUCUGCCUAGUUUUGUAAAACAAGCAUAGAGAUGAAUAUUUACAACCCAUGUCACUAAGGGAAAAGGCGAGGGAAGGGACUGCUCUUUCAAACAGUGUGACCAGCCUCCUUGAUGGGAUGGAAUCUGAGCAGGAGCCCCAGUGGAAAUCUAGGAGAUGCACAGGCCAGGAAGGGGAAAGGCCACUCUUGCCACACCAUGCCAGCUGGAGAGAACAAGGCUGCUUCCCUGGUGUGCCAUCUUGGUGUAGAGGAAAGGCCCAGCUAUUCUGAUUGGGCCUUGCUACACGGGAAAGAAUUCGAUCACACCAACAAUUGUGAAAGAGACAUCUUGUGUGGAACAAGCUACAUUCCCCAGAGAGAAGCAGAGUUCACACAUUCAGGGAAGAGAGCCAAGGUAAUACCAGGAUGUUACAGACGUCAUAUCUAGCUUGCAGCUGAGUAACAGAGCAACGAUGUCUUUUUGCGGGAUCAGAGGCUAGGAUUUCCAUUUGACCUGGUUUAAUAGCCUGGGGUCUGUGACCUCUUGCUCUUAGAGCAGAGUGGCCUCUAUCACUUGGCUUUUAGUGGAUAUCUGUCUUGCUUUUCCAAUAAGAGUUCUUUCUUCUUUAGAAAAAAAAAUAAUUAAGUCUGAGUUGCUUUCCAUUUUAAGCCAGCCUUGUCUGUUAUAGAAAAAAAUGGAAAAUAGAGAAAAGUAUAUAUAAAGAAAACUCCUCAUUUUGCCACCCAAAGAUAUCCCCUCCCGUGGCACAUGCCUCCCUCUGCCCUUCUUCUGUGCCGUUUUUGUUCAGCUCGAUUUUUGCCUAGGAGUGAUUAUGCUGAGUGUACAAUUCGGCUGCUUCCUCUCUUCACAUAGCAUUUUAGAAUAAGCAUUUUCCCGUGUUAUUACAAACCCUCAGUAAACAUCAUUUCAAUAGUUGCACAAUAUUCCGCCGAGUGAAUGUAUCACGGUUUAUUUAAACAUUCCUCCCUCCUGUUGGGCCUGCGGGUUUUUUCCCCCGGUUGGUUUCUUUCUGGAUCAUAAAUAAAACCUCCUUUGUUUUCUUGUCUCCUUUCUGGGGCUUCUAUCAAUAUUUACAAGAAAAGCCCAGCCUAGGUCCUGUCUGGAAGAGCAGAGUCGCUGAAACAGAAGCCAGAGCAUUUGCCUACAGCUGGGGCUGUGGCUGGGCUGCUCUCUGUCUAUAGCACGGUACUGAAAAAAAAAAAAAAAAUUAGAAAAACCUCAUAUUUUAGACCACUCAGGUUCAAGGCUGUCAGGUUCUGCUUUCCUCUUGUAGUGAGGGGUAGUUCCAGAUCGACUGACUUGCUGAUCUGAGGGUCUCGAGGCUCAAAGCACUAACCCUUUUCCUGGACUGGAGAACGGUAGAGCUUCAGAAGUGCUCAAAGGUCCUUGGAAGCCCUGAGAAGCUGCCAGGUGCAGGGAGCUCCUUUCCCUUACGGAUGGGGAGUAGCCACCCCGUGGGGCCCGGAAGAACCAGACUGUGUCUUAGUUGCAUAUUUGGAGCAGCAGACAGGCUGUGCCUGGCUGUCAUCCUCCAUCCAAGGAGGAGGUGGAGACAUGGAUUUUAUACCAACAAGAGCAGUGUUCUCGGCACCAGGCAGAGCCUUGUGGCCCUGUCCCGCUCACCACCCCCAGGAGUCUCCUGAAGCUGUGGCUGCAGCCAGGAGCAGCCCCCUAGGCAGGUGCGAGGCUGCGGGCAGAAGGAGGAAGAUGAAACAUCAGGAAGGAGAUGCCUUCGGGGAACCGGGAGCAGAAGAAAGAAAUGAAGCUUCUACAAAUAGCUCCUGGCCUCCGGUCGUUUGAAAGGGGGUUGUGGGUCAAAAUAAAACAAAAAUGAGAAGCUA
Molecule: messenger RNA, 6620 nt
Organism: Chinchilla lanigera (long-tailed chinchilla)
Lineage: Eukaryota; Metazoa; Chordata; Mammalia; Rodentia; Chinchillidae
Gene: Klhdc7a
Product: kelch domain containing 7A
Exons: 1
Coding region: 269-2548 (759 amino acids)
Molecular function (GO): protein binding
Source: RefSeq, a predicted model, not a curated record